This is a messenger RNA of Ceratotherium simum simum (southern white rhinoceros), 1116 nucleotides long. It is a transcript of the gene TSPAN14, whose product is annotated as tetraspanin 14. Lineage: Eukaryota; Metazoa; Chordata; Mammalia; Perissodactyla; Rhinocerotidae. The record is from RefSeq and is a predicted model, not a curated record. Gene Ontology annotation, cellular component: plasma membrane.
ACCCUGUGUCUCUCCGCAGGUCCUACCUCUCGGAAGAUGCAUUAUUACAGAUACUCCAGCGCCGAGGUCAGCUGCUGGUACAAGUACCUCCUCUUCAGCUACAACAUCGUCUUCUGGUUGGCUGGAGUCGUCUUCCUGGGAGUCGGACUGUGGGCAUGGAGCGAAAAGGGGGUGCUCUCCGACCUCACCAGAGUGACCCGGCUGCAUGGAAUUGACCCCGUGGUGCUGGUGCUGAUGGUGGGCGUGGUGAUGUUCACGCUGGGGUUUGCUGGCUGCGUGGGGGCCCUGCGGGAGAACAUCUGCCUGCUCAAGUUUUUCUGCGGCGCCAUCGUGCUCAUCUUCUUCCUGGAGCUGGCCGUGGCCGUGUUGGCCUUCCUCUUCCAGGACUGGGUGAGGGACCGGUUCCGGGAGUUCUUCGAGAGCAACAUCAGAUCCUACCGGGACGACAUUGACCUGCAGAACCUCAUCGACUCCCUGCAGAAGGCCAACCAGUGCUGUGGGGCGUAUGGCCCUGAAGACUGGGACCUCAACGUCUACUUCAACUGCAGUGGUGCCAGCUACAGCCGAGAGAAGUGCGGGGUGCCCUUUUCCUGCUGCGUGCCAGACCCCGCGCAAAAGGUCGUGAACACACAGUGUGGAUAUGAUGUCAGGACUCAGCUGAAGAGCAAGUGGGACGAGUCCAUCUUCACGAAAGGCUGCAUCCAGGCGCUGGAGGGCUGGCUCCCGCGGAAUAUCUACAUCGUGGCUGGCGUCUUCAUUGCCAUCUCCCUGCUGCAGAUAUUUGGCAUCUUCCUGGCGAGGACCCUGAUCUCGGACAUCGAGGCGGUGAAGGCAGGCCAUCACUUCUGAGGAGAGAGGCACGCGAGUGGAGCUGAGCCACGCCAUGGAGGCCCAACCCUUCACUGUCGUCACUGUGGUCCCGAGGGAGGGAAGUGGAUCACCCAGCCACAGCCAGCACCCCGUCUUCAGCAUCAGUGUGACGUGACUUCUGUUUCUGCUUGCUGGUGCUGAAGACCCAGGGGCUCCUCUUAGCUGCACAGACUUGUUAACAAGACCCCUCCUGGGCAGGGUCUCCCAAGAGACAGAGAAUGUGUCUUUACGUGGGGCUAGUGACUC